Molecule: messenger RNA, 1358 nt
Organism: Nematocida parisii ERTm1
Lineage: Eukaryota; Fungi; Microsporidia
Exons: 1
Coding region: 1-1323 (440 amino acids)
Biological process (GO): tRNA pseudouridine synthesis
Molecular function (GO): pseudouridine synthase activity; RNA binding
Source: RefSeq, a predicted model, not a curated record
AUGAAAAAGAAAAUUCCGGAAGAAGUUUUAAAUGAAAUUGAACAAGCCAUCAUAGAAACGGCCAAAACCAAGGAAAUAUUUGACAAUAUACAGAUAUCUAUACAAGACACAACAGAAGCAGAGCUGACGGAGACAAAAACACUGAAAGAAUACCUAAAAGAGAGGUUAGUAGAGAAAUAUGGUCGAUACACCAGUAAUGAAUUUGGAACAGUAAUUGAAAUAAUUAUAAAAAAAGAAACCAUCAAUGUCAAGCUAGUGAACGAUGCAAUUUAUAUAUGCGGCAGAUACCGAAAGAAUAUAAGAGGUAUAUCUAAUACUCCAAUGGUAUUUGGCGAGACUAUGCCAAGCAGAAGAAGGCAGAAGCAGAUGAAGAAGGAUGCAAAAAUAAUGGAGAGCUGCAAAGCAAUGCAAAAGGAGCAGAAGAAUGCAGUAGGCGAAGAAAGAAGUGUGAAAGAAAUAAGAGGAGAGGGUGGGUUGCUAUUAAAUAGUAAAGAGCAGCAGGGCAGAGGCCAUCUGGCAGAUAGGAUGCUAGCGGUCUCUGACUGGGUGGAGCCUCUCAAAGAGUACUUUGAAGGAAAUAAGGUUGUGUUUAUAUCUGGAGGAAGAGAGGAUUAUGACGUGCGCAUGCUUGGAAAUGGACGGCCCUUUAUUUGCAGGAUAGAAAAUCCAUGCAGAAACCUUCCCAGAAAGGUUGGCCUGCUGUGCAAUGUUAUUUCAGAGAGCGGGGCUAGUGUAGAAGAGUACACAGUAGAGUAUAAGCCAAUAGAUAUAAAGUACAACAUGAGCAAGGAUGUAGAAAUAUUAGACACGCUACUAGUGGACGGAGCAGUUGCAAUGAAAGAUUUAAAGAAGAUAGAGGAAGAACACAGCAAGGUGUACAGUGUAAAAGUACUGUGCAGUGUACCAAAGAAGAUCCUUAUAAAUAGGCUACUUUCUACUUAUUGGAAAGAAGAAACAGACAAUACACACUCUGACAUGAACAGAGCGUUUUCUCUAAUGGAGCCAGAUCUAAAGCUAAACCAACGAACCCCCAUCCGCGUGCUGCACAGAAGAGCUAAUUUAGUAAGAAAUAAAACAAUCCAUAGCUGUAGAAUAGUUAUAGAGAAAACACAAAAAGAUCAAAAUACUAUGCUCCAAAUAGAGAUUAAGUCUUCUUCUGGCACGUAUAUAAAGGAGUUUGUUAAUGGGGAUAUGGGAAGAACAUCGCCCUCUCUGUCAGAGGUAGUGGGCGAAUACUGUGCUGUGCUGGAAUUAGACGUUCUGUCAACUGAGGAUACAUUCCCAAACAAAAAAUACGUACUUGCUCCAGUUAAUCUGGUGUAAUACUUCCGUGCAUUGAAAUAAUAUAGAUUUUUAUG